AUGCUCGCUGAAGAAUGCAGAGCACUGAUUCAAAAGGGACUUCCCCCUAAACGUGAAGAUCCUGGGAGUUUCUUUCUACCCUGUGCCAUUGGUAACAUGACCAUCAGCAAGGCGCUGUGUGACCUAGGGGCUAGUAUCAAUCUGAUGCCCUCCUCUCUAGUGAAAAAGCUGCGCAUGAAAGAAGUGAAACCAGUACAGAUGUCUUUAGAAUUGGUGGACAAAUCAGUAGUGUACCCAAGGGGUAUAGUUGAGAACAUUCUAGUCAAAGUAGAUAGAUUCAUUUUCCCUGCUGAUUUUGUGAUCUUGGAAUCUGAUGAGGAUGAUAGUGACUCUAUUAUACUGGGAAGGCCAUUCUUGGCCACUGCUAGGGCCAUUAUAGACGUAGAAAAAGGAGAGUUGACCCUUAGGCUACAUGAUGAAAGGUGUCACACUGAGUGUGGUCAAAGAACAUUCAAUGAAAGAGACAAGACAAAGGGGGAGCAUAGCAUGAAGACAAAAUUCAAUCACAUGCCUCAAAAAGUGAAUCUACCCACUCUUGGGAAUGAUCACGUUGCAGACCCUUGA
Arachis ipaensis is the source of this 564-nucleotide messenger RNA. Lineage: Eukaryota; Viridiplantae; Streptophyta; Magnoliopsida; Fabales; Fabaceae. The record is from RefSeq and is a predicted model, not a curated record.